CUAGGGGGUGCGCAGGGGGAGGGGGUGAGAGCAGUGGAUGUGCUGACAGUUCUGAGGGAAAAAGUGGCCUUUGUUUCAGGGGGGAGGGACAAGAGAGGCGGGCCCAUCCUCACCUUCCCAGCGCGGACCAAUCAUGACCGAGUGAAACAGGAGGAUCUAAGCAGACUGGUCACCUAUCUGUCCACCAUACCCAGUGAUGACGUGCGUGCCAGGGGCUUCACGGUGGUCGUAGACAUGCGUGGUUCUAAGUGGGAGAGCGUCAAGCCGUUGCUACGGACACUCCAGGAGGGGUUCUCCGCCCACAUUCACACGGCCCUCAUCAUCAAACCAGACACCUUCUGGCAGAAACACAAGACCAACCUGGGCAGCGCCAAACUCACAUUUGAGACCAGUCUAGUGUCGGUGGAGGGCCUGUCCAAGCUGGUGGACCCGUCCCAGCUGACCUCUGACCUGUGCGGUUCUCUGGAGUAUGACCAUGUGGAGUGGACAGAGCUACGGCUGGGCCUGGAAGAGUUCUCAGGGGCUGCUGGGCAACUGCUGGCCCAGCUAGAGCAGCUGGAGGCUGGGCUGACCCGCGUAGGCGAGGCCCAGGGCGUGGAUGAGGCCCGCAAGCUGCUAGAGGAGCAUGGCCGACUACGUACCACCGUUGCCACGGCUCCCAUCGAUGCCAUCGACCGUGAGGGGCGGAGCUUGCUCCAGCGCAUGCGGCUUGGCCCCGCCCACAGCGGUGAAGCCCCUAGCGACGUGCCCAGCAGUAACCAAGGUUACGGAAGCUGGUUGUCGGGCGGGGCUGAUUUCCAGAGUGUAGCUCCGAAGGUGGCUGCCCUGCUGGAGAGGCUGCAGACUGCCAGGACACACCUGCAGCAGAGCUGGACCGAACGGAAAGCACACCUAGACCAGACCUUACAGCUGCAUCUAUACGAACAGGACGCUGCCAAGAUGUCCGAGUGGAUAGCCCACAGUAAGGAUCUGUUCCUGCAGAGUCAGACAGAGGUUGGCCUCAACCACCAGCAUGCCCUGGAACUCCAGACCCAGCACCAGCACUUCACCAUCAACUCUAUGAACGGGAGUGUGAACGUGGACGGGGUGGUCUCCGUGGCGAUGCAGCUGUGUGAGGGGUGUCACUACGGAGCGGAGCGGAUCGCGUGUGUCUCGUCACGGCUACAGGAGGACUGGAAAGGGCUGACGUCAGUGCUGGAGGAACGCAGCAACACGCUGGUCAUGUCCACCGACUUCCACCAGGGGGCAGAACAGUUCCUGGGACGUGUGGAGGGCUGGUGUGAGGCGUGUGCUGACGACUCGUUGCCGGCUGAGAUGGCGGAGCUGGAGGCGUCCAUACAACAACACCAGACGCUCUAUGAAGAGAUAACAUCAGCCUACACACAGGUCAGUGAGAGUGGUAAAGCCCUAUUGGAAGUGCUUCAGCGUCCGGCGGAGCCUGACGAGUCUGGGUUACCAGCGGCAACCACUGACUUCACAGCCGCAACGCACGGCAUCAUGGGAGUUCUGCACGAGGUCAUGCAGGGUCACCAGCAUGUUGAAGGGGCGUGGAAACACCGCAAGCUCCGCCUACACCAGCGUCUGCAGCUGUGUGUGUUCCAGCAGGACGUACGGCAGGUUCUGGACUGGGUGGAGCAGCAUGGAGAGGUGUUUCUCAAUAAGCACACCGGUGUGGGGAAGAGCCUCCACCGAGCACGAGCACUGCAGAAACGCCACGACGACUUCCAACAGGUGGCCCAGAACACCUAUACCAAUGCUGAGAAGCUGCUGGAGGCGGCAGGCCAGCUGGCCCAGUCAGGGGAGUGUGAGGAGGGGGAGAUCUACUCUGCUGCUGGGGACCUGGAGCUCCGCAUGCAGGCCUUCAUACAGAGAGUAGAGCAGAGGAAGCUACUGCUGGACCUCGCUGUCUCCUUUUACACACACACCAAAGAGCUGUCAGUGUGGAUGGAGGGUCUCCAGAGGCAGAUGGCGGGGGAGGUGUGUGUGUGUCCUGACUCAGUGGAGGCUCUACAGGCUCUUAUCAGCCAGCAGCAGCAGCAACAAGCCAACACACAGGACGCCUCGCUCUCUGUCAUCAGGGAGGGAGAGGACCUCAUUCUACAGCUCAGGCCCCAGGGCAGUUCAGUGGGCCAUGUGGAGUCAGUGCUGCAGUCGUUGGAGGAGGCCCAGGUCCAGCUGGAGGAGCUGUUCCACCAGAGGAAGAUCAGGCUGGACGUCUAUCUGCAGCUACGCAUACUACAGCAGUGUUCUCUGGAGGUGUCAGGGGAGAUGGAGGCAUGGAAGCAGGACCUCCAGAAGCAGGCCCAGGACAUCACCACAGAGAAGCUAACGCUAGCACAACCGCGGCUAGUGGAAGCUAACCAAGAGAAGCUAGCAUUAGCGCAACCGCGGCUAGUGGAUGCUAAUCCAGAAGGGCUAACGUUAGCGCAGCAGCGCAUACACAGACACAUGGAGCGACGGCUAGCCAUGAACAACAUGACCUAUGAGGUCGUACAGCAGGGUCACGACCUUCAGCAAUACAUCACCGAAGUACUGUCCUCAGGUAUUCAGCUGACUGCUGAGGGGGAGACUGAUCUGUCCUCUCAGGUGGAGGGGCUCCAUCAGAUUCUACAGGACAAGCAGAAGGAGCUGCACCAGAUAGUCGAACACACACACACACACCUGGAGCAGGGCUUGCAGCUACGCCACCUACAGAGUCAGGUGAACCAGGUGCUGGGCUGGAUCAGUGAAGGAGAGGUGAUGUUGUCUUCCUGUAUGGUGAACUCCAGCUCUCUGUCCGAGGCUGAACAGCUACAGAGAGAACAUGAGCGCCUCCAACAGGCCAUAGAGUCUCUGCUUCAUGCUGACUCUCUCCAGAGGACCCACCAGGUGGCGCUGGCGCUGCAGCAGCGGGCAGAGCUGCUGGUGAGGGCGGGCCACUACGACCCAGAGGCAGUGAGGGCGUGUGCCCAGACGGUGGCGCUACACUGGCAGACCCUGAUGCUGCGGAUGGAGGACCGCCUCAAACUGGUCAACGCCUCCGCAGCCUUCUACCGGACCUCACAACAGGUAUGUGGUGUGUUGGAGAGCCUGGAACAGGAGUAUCGUAGGGACGAAGACUGGUGUGGUGGCGGAGAGAGGCAGGGGAGCAGGGGCCAGCCGGAGCACCUCAUUCCCCUCAUCAACAAACACAUGGAACAAAAAGAAGCCUUCCUCAAGGCAUGCACCCUGGCCAGACGCAACGCAGAGGUCUUCCUCAAGUACAUCCACCGCAACAGCGUUACUAUGGCAACCAUCUCCGGGCACAGUGCAGGCGCAGAGGUCACUGGUCACUCCCGUGUGCCUGAGCAGCAGGUCAAAGGUAUCCUCAGUGAGCUCCUGCAGAGGGAGAACAGGGUUCUACAUUUCUGGACUCUGAAGAAGCGUCGUCUGGACCAGUGUCAACAGUACCUGCUGUUCCAGAGCCACACCCAACAGGCGUUGGAUUGGCUGCAACAGAGUGGUGAGCACUACCUGUCCACUCACACAUCGCCAGGGGCAACAAGUGCAGAGACCCAGGACCUGCUGGCUCAACACAGGGAAUUCUGCAUCUCGGCUAAGCACACUCAGGAGAAGGUGCACCUGCUGAUUCAGCUGGCUGAGAGCAUGCUGGGUAAGGGCCACUCCCACAGGGUGGAGCUACGGAGGUGCGUGUCGAUGGUGGACAAGCGCUACCGAGAGUUCUCCAUGCGCAUGGGCCAGUACCGGAACACACUGGAGACUGCACUGGGAGGCUGCACUCAGGACAAUAAGGACCUGGAGCUGGAGCUCAUCCCCAACAGCCUAUCUGACUCUGACCCCGAAGUGAACCUGAACGACCCUAACCACGAGGUCAGCGACGAGAAGAGGAGGACGGCCAGGAAGAAAGAGUAUAUCAUGUCAGAGCUUCUCCAGACAGAGAGGGUGUAUGUGAAGGAUCUGCAGGAGUGUAUUGAUACCUACCUGUGGGAGAUGACCAGUGGCUCUGAAGAGAUCCCCACCAGGAUCGCCAACAAGGAUGACGUUGUCUUUGGGAACAUCCAGGACAUUUAUGAGUUCCAUAACAGUAUUUUCCUGAAGGAGCUGGAGAACUACGAACAGCUACCUGAGGAUGUGGGUCACUGCUUCGUCACCUGGGCAGAUAAGUUCCACAUGUAUGUGACGUAUUGUAGAAAUAAACCAGAUUCCAGCCUUCUGAUCCAGCAACAUGGGGCAGGCUUCUUUCAGGAGGUCCAGAGGAGACAUGGUCUUGCUAACUCCAUCUCCUCAGCGCUCAUCAAGCCGGUUCAGCGCAUCACCAAGUACCAGCUCCUUCUCAAGGAGUUGUUGGCGUGUUGUGAGGAGGGAAAAGGCGAGAUCAAGGAGGGUCUGGAUGUCAUGCUGAGUGUUCCAAAGCGAGCCAACGAUGCCAUGCAUGUUAGCAUGCUAGAGGGUCUGGAGGAGGGCUUGGAGGUGCAGGGAGAGCUGCUCCUGCAGGAUACCUUCCAGGUGUGGGAUCCUAAAUCCCUUAUCAGGAAAGGCCGGGAACGCCACCUGUUCCUGUUCGAGCUCUCGCUGGUCUUCAGUAAAGAGAUAAAGGACUCCUCCGGACGUAUCAAGUACCUCUACAAGAGCAGGCUGAGGACGUCAGAGUUGGGGGUGACAGAGCAUAUUGAGGGGGACCCCUGUAAGUUUGCUCUGUGGGUGGGCCGUACCCCCACCUCGGACAACAAGACCGUCCUCAAGGCCUCAUCUCUGGAGCUGAAGCAGGAGUGGGUACGUAGCGUGCGUCAGGUGAUCCAGGAGAGACGUGGCCAUCUGAGAGGAGCGCUGAGGGAGCCCAUCCCCCUCCCCAAGACCCCCGCCCCCACCCUGGUCCGCACGCGCAGCAUCAACAGGAGAGACACCAAUGAGGAUGCAGACAGCCUGGGAGAUGCCAGCAGCCAGCCGGACACCGUCUCCAUUGCCUCCCGCACCUCUCAGAACACAGCAGACAGCGACAAGCUGUCCGGUGGCUGUGAGUUGACCGUGGUCCUGUUGGACUUCUCGGCGGGCGGGGCUGAGGAGCUGAGUGUUCGUUGCGGUCAGACCGUGGAGCUAGUGGAGCGGUCCAGUGAGCGAUCGGGCUGGUGUCUGGUCAGGACCACAGACCACACCCCCCCACAGGAGGGCCUGGUACCCAUGACUGCCCUCUGCCUUUCCCACUCCCACAGCGCUGACAUGGACGGCUUGAUGCCUGCCACCACCGCUGGGAAAGAGCCCAGCCCUGUAGGUUCAGAGGUCAGAUCAGACUCUGUAGCAUCUCUCCAGUCCCAGACAUCCCUGGGCUCCGGUCCUGGCGGUGUGUCCGUCAGUUCCCCCGGCGGAGUGUCUAUUGGUUCUCCUGGUGUGAACGUGGGCUCCCCGGGGCCCAAGCGGAGUGGUUCUGGUACCGGGAACACAUUGAAGCGCUGGCUGACCAGCCCAGUGAGGAGACUGAGCCAGGGUAAAGCCGACAGCCAGGGGAAAAAACCUCCACUACGCACCAGGAGACGAGACAACCGGCCCGAGCUAGCCACGCCGCUCACCGCUAACACACACCUGAAGGGGAAGAGCCGUGAAGACUCUGUCCAGAGUGGAGGAGAGGAGGAGCUGGAGGAGGAUCCACACACGCCCCUCCCACCUCCCAUGGAGAUCAUUAAAGAUAGCAACAACCCUGAGGACUCAGAGGGCUCCAACCAGUCAGACACAGAGCAGAAGAACAAAGCCAUGAGAGGUCGCAUGUUUGUGGUUAAUGAAAUGGUGCAGACUGAGAAGGAUUAUGUGAAAGACCUUGGUGUCAUCGUGGAGGGGUUCAUGUCGAGGUUGGAGGUGAAAGGGAUUCCAGAGGACAUGAGGGGGAAGGACCUGAUAGUGUUUGGUAACAUCCAUCAGAUUUACGACUGGCACCAGGAGUUCUUCCUGGUUGAGUUGGAGAAAUGUUUGCAGGACCACGACCGACUGGCAGAGCUCUUCAUUAAACAUGAGAGGAGGCUGCACAUGUAUGUGGUCUACUGUCAGAAUAAGCCCAGGUCAGAGUUUGUCGUGGCGGAAUAUGAGACCUUCUUUGAGGAGGUGCAGAGAGAGAUCAGCUGUAGGAUGUCCAUCAGUGACUUUCUCAUCAAACCCAUCCAGAGAAUCACCAAGUACCAGCUACUGCUCAAGGAUUUUCUGAAGUACACUUCUAAAGCAGGGAUGCACUGUGAGGAGAUCGAGAGAGCGGUGGAUCUGAUGUCUCUGGUACCCAAACGCUGUAAUGACAUGAUGAACCUGGGACGCCUGCAGGGUUACGAGGGGAAGCUGACGAGCCAGGGCAAGCUGCUGCAGCAGGAGACCUUCUGUGUGUGGGAGCAGGACGGAGGAGUUCUUUCCCGCAGUAAAGACAGACGCGUCUUCCUCUUCGAGCAAAUCAUCAUCUUCAGUGAGCUGCUCCGUAAAGGGUCCUCCCCACCUGGCUAUCAGUACAAGAAGAGCAUCAAGGUGAGCUACCUGGCCAUGCAGGAGUGUGUGGAGGGGGACCCCUGUAAGUUUGUUCUGUCAUCUCGGGGGUCUGCAGAGCGUUUCACCCUGCAGGCAGCCAGCCCCUCUGUCAAACAGCUGUGGGUGUCACACAUCACUGAGCUACUGGACACACAGAGCAACUUCCUGUCUGCUCUGCAGUCUCCUAUAGAGUACCAGAGGAAGGAGGGUGGGGGAACAAACCUCCUCACCCGACCCCCCUCGGGCUUCGGCCCCAAAGCAUCGGGCCGACCUCCCUCUGUGCCCCCCACCCCUAACGGACACAACACACACACACAGGCAGACGGCGAGGCACAGGACAACGAGCUGGUGCUGGUGAUCCAGGACUUCAGUGCGGUGCGUGAGGAUGAGAUCACGGUACUUCGCGGGGAACGGGUCCAGAUUCUGGCAUCCAACCAACAUGGCCAGUGUCUGGUCUACCGACCGGCCAACACAGAGUCUCCGCCUGCAGAGGGCUGGGUGCCGCGCAGCGUCCUGUUCAACCACUAACUACCAGUUAGAACCAGUCAGAACCAGUUUAGAACCAGAUAUAAACAGUUACAUAACCAGUUACGGCCCAGUUACACUUCACUGAUGCCAGUAAGACCCAGUACCAAUCACACACAUCUGUCAACCUCUUAGUUACUGGUCCCAAAUAGUUACACAUAGUUUAAACUAGUUACAUCAGUUACAUACAGUCAGCUGCCCCAGUUAAACCAAUCACACACACGUAGCAAACAUCCUCAAAAACCGGUAGCAACCAUGAACACUAGUAACCAACUACUGGAUUUCCUCACACUGGUGAAAAGAGGCCAAAGAGCUGCAGGUCCAGACAGAGGGAUUUGAAGUGAAUGGACACACAGUAUGCCUAUGGAACAUCCCAACUGAUGAGGCCACUAAGGGCCGCUGCCAACUGAUGAGGUCACUAAUGGCUGCAGCCUAUGGAACAUCGCAACUGAUGAGGU
Molecule: messenger RNA, 7457 nt
Organism: Oncorhynchus tshawytscha (Chinook salmon)
Lineage: Eukaryota; Metazoa; Chordata; Actinopteri; Salmoniformes; Salmonidae
Gene: kalrnb
Product: kalirin RhoGEF kinase b
Exons: 46
Cellular component (GO): cytoplasm
Molecular function (GO): guanyl-nucleotide exchange factor activity; protein binding
Source: RefSeq, a predicted model, not a curated record